This is a messenger RNA of Pochonia chlamydosporia 170, 1872 nucleotides long. RefSeq names its product proliferating cell nuclear antigen. The coding region runs from base 1 to 1872 and encodes 623 amino acids. The transcript is spliced from 5 exons. Gene Ontology annotation, molecular function: myosin binding. NCBI's taxonomy places the organism in Eukaryota, Fungi, Ascomycota, Sordariomycetes, Hypocreales, Clavicipitaceae. The record is from RefSeq and is a predicted model, not a curated record. Gene Ontology annotation, cellular component: plasma membrane. Gene Ontology annotation, biological process: cell-cell adhesion.
AUGGAACCCAUUGUGUAUGAGGAGUCGCCUCUAGCCGACUACCUCAAAGAUGGAGGAGACGGAUCCGAGGCGGACUGGGCGGCCAUGGACAGUUCACCACCGCGACCUUUGUCGACGCUGUCCGACUCGUCGCCACCGCCGAGUCCUUCGCCUUUUGCUCCUACAGGUCGACCUAUGGUGAAGUCUCGAUUUCGAGGCAAAGUUCCGACCGCCUUACAGACAAAUGCGCCAAGGGCCAUUCGGACAACGACGCUGCAAUCCAUUAGGAGGAACUGUUCGGCUGCCGUGGUGGCAAGCAUCGACCGCGCCGACAAUUCCAAGUUUCUUGAGCAGUUUCGCUACACCAUCAUUGCGUCGCAAUUGUUAAGCGGCACGUCAAUCUUGGGCCAUCGACCUUCUGCUGCGAAUGUAUCUCACGCGGGCGACGACGACACAAAACAGUCGCUUUUAUCGACAGAGGGAAUUCUUGCAUCAGUUCUCGGAGCCCUUGCUAUUGCCGUUGUCUUGAGUUGGAUUUUAGGAAGCGCGCCUUCGUACGUCACGCGAAAACGGCUGGCAUUCCUCGUGGUUUUGGUUGCGGCUGCUGCAUUUCUUGGUCAGAUAUACAUGCGCCGGCAAUGGCUUCGUUACCGAAGGGAGCAAUCUUUGGCCGAAAUCGCCGCCUUUGUUUCGAAUUCGAACGAUUUUGAUAGCGCCUCGGAAGCUACAUUGUCGCUCGUGCAGGAGGUAGAGCUUGUCUCUCGUGGGUAUCGAAUCAGUGCUCCGUUGCCUCCAAUUAGCAGGCUUGAAGAUCGCAACCAGGCCCGAAAAUGCGUGCGACUGCGCAAAGCCUUGAAGAAUUCGUUUGCAGAUGUUCUGGACGCGUACAAGCAAAUGUCGAAUCUCAUAAGGGGCUUUUCGGAGCAAACGGAGCUGGAAAAGUAUUAUGACAUGUACGACAUCAAUGAUCUUGACAUGUCCGAUGCCCUGCAGGGUUUCAGCGAAACCGAGUUUGAAGACUCUGAAUCACUCAGAACUUUGAAAAUCCUGGCUGCGCGAUUCCACACGACACGUAAAAUGCUUCUCUGUGCGCUGUUGGCCCUUGAUGCUAAUGGUGAAGGCUCGGAUUUGCUUCGAUGGACAACGGCGGUGGAAGUGCUUCGAAACCUCAAUGCUAGCACAAAGGCUGCAUUUUACAAGCUCCAGAACAUACUGACCGAAGCUGAAUCAUUUCCCGUACCCCCAACACCGAAAAUCCCCCUAACACCUGGACGGGAGCGCUGGCGAUCGCAGUUGCGGAAAUUGAACUCGCUAUCUACCGGAAUUCGGGGGUUGCAGGCCAAGCUUCACCUGCUUAGAGAAGAAUCAGACCGCGCACUAGACGACUCGAAUGAUGUAUCGGAACUAGGACCGAACCUGAUGUCGCAAUACGAGUCUAUCGGAGUGGAUCUCAAGGAACUGAUGUCGGCUUGGGAAGAGGGAAAAGCUGCUCUCGCUCUCGGAAUCGAUAGAAACGAAAAGAGACUAUCCUCCAUGAGCACGCUGAUGUCGCCGAGGAGUUCGCUGAGUGGCCUGACGACGGUUGGCGAAGGCACCGCCGCGGAUGCUUUGAAGGCCUUGACGGGUGAAUCACCUAUUGGCUCCGAUAUAAAUGAGCCUAGCGAACCAGACACGCCAGAAGUUUUCGAAGCGGUGGCGCGCCCACGGCCAAAGAGCCUUCUCACCAGAGAGGAACGAAUCGUCAAAAUGAAGGAGGAGCGUGAGCAAAAGGCACAGGCUCGCAAAGACAUGGAUGCUACAAGGGGCAUGCUAAGAGAGCUGGAGACAGUCAUCAACUUGCGGCCGAAGAAUCGUGCCAGUGCUCCUCCGUCCGACCGAGUUGCCUCCUUGUAA